Messenger RNA from Cylindrotheca closterium, 1224 nucleotides. The record is from the annotation of a GenBank genome assembly. NCBI's taxonomy places the organism in Eukaryota, Bacillariophyta, Bacillariophyceae, Bacillariales, Bacillariaceae.
AUGUUUCCCAGGUUUGCACUCUUUUCAGUGACUACCGCCGUUCUGGCCUAUGCCUUUGCUCCUAUGGCGCAGCGGUUGCUGUUUCUGAUGCCAGCAUCUACGGCAGUAUCCAAGGAUCCGUCUGCCAUCAAGGUGGGAUUGGUGGGUGCUGCGGACAUUGCCAAGUUUGCAGUCUUGUGGCCAGCCUCUCGGGAAUCUUCUGUGGUGGUCACUGCAGUGGCAGCCCGCAGUGUGGACAAGGCCAAAGCCUAUGCGGCCAAACACGGAAUCCCCAAGGUCCACUCGAAUUAUCAAGAACUGAUUAUGGAUCCCGACAUUGAUGUUGUUUACAUUGGCGUAAUUACAGAAUUGCACUACGCCAUUACUCAAUAUGCCUUGCAACAUGGCAAGCAUGUCCUUUUGGAAAAACCAGCCGUCUUUUUGGAGCACGAAGCCAAAAAGUUGGUGGCGUUGGCUCGAGAACAAAAUAAGAUCUUGUUGGAAGCCUUUCAUUGGCGGUACCAUCCUGCCGCCAUUCGAGUCCAAGAACUGGUAGUGGAACAAAAGGUAGUUGGCUCUCUAGAAAGUAUGGAACUCAAGGCAUCCUUGUACGAUCCAAUGGCUUCGAAGGCGGAAGGAGCCGCCAAACAAUCUGUCAAAUUGUUUGACCGAUGGUGCUACUUGGUCGAUGAAAUGCAUUAUUACUUGCCCAAAGACCAGUGGGACAUUGAAAUUGAAUCUGUCGAAAUGAUGCCCACCAAAAUGCAUGCCAAAUUGACGGCCACCCCUGUGGAGAGUCCCGAUUUGGAAAAAGGUGAAGGCGGAGGUGCUAGUGCAGUCAAACCGGUUCAGAUUACAAUGGAUGCCUACAAGGACAAGCUUGAGAUUCCCUCUUGGUAUGUAUCCUUUCAAGGAUCCAAUGGAAGUCUACGGUAUGACAAUGCCUUGUUCCCCUUUAUUUACCAUAAAAUCACCAAACCAGAUGGAACCGUCGAGCAACGCUAUACUGCUGCUGCAAAUGACACUAGCGAGAAUGCUGUGGGCAAGUCGACCUUUGCCCAUCAACUUGAAAUUUUUGCGAGUCUCCUGACAGAGCAAGACGAAUGGAAAAAGGCCAAGACCAAUCAAGCCUUAUGGGCUUCCAUGAUUCGCAAUGCCAAAAUGGCCGAGAGGAUGGUGGCAGCCUCGGACCAAACUCCCGUGAGCUCAUGGACCUUUCCACAAGAUUAUCAAAUGCCACGAUGA